Colius striatus (speckled mousebird) is the source of this 9113-nucleotide messenger RNA. RefSeq names its product Ral GTPase activating protein catalytic subunit alpha 1 (gene RALGAPA1). NCBI's taxonomy places the organism in Eukaryota, Metazoa, Chordata, Aves, Coliiformes, Coliidae. The coding region runs from base 244 to 7929 and encodes 2561 amino acids. The record is from RefSeq and is a predicted model, not a curated record. The transcript is spliced from 40 exons. Gene Ontology annotation, biological process: regulation of small GTPase mediated signal transduction; positive regulation of GTPase activity. Gene Ontology annotation, cellular component: cytoplasm; nucleus. Gene Ontology annotation, molecular function: GTPase activator activity.
CUGUCGUGAAGCAGCGGGAGGAGAACGAGGGAAGAAGGAAGGGGGAGUCUAGGCCCGGCCCCCCCCCGGGCCCACGGGGAGUUGGCUCCGCGCCGCGCCCUUCUACUCCGCUCCCGCCGCAUCGGAGUCGGAGGCAGGAGGAGGCGGCGUUGCCGCCGCUGGCUAUGUAGGGGCCCAGGAGCGGGCCGAUCGGGAGGCCGCUGUCCGCCUCUGGAGCGCGGCGCCGGGGCCGGGGCCGGCGGGAUGUUCUCCAAGAAGCCGCACGGGGACGUGCGGAAAUCCACGCAGAAGGUGCUGGACACUCGCAAGGACCCGCUUACUCGCCUUAAGCACCUGCGCGUCCUCAUCGAGAAUGCAGAAUCAAUCGACCUCAAACAGUUUUUCGACCUACAUUUCUCACAUAUAUAUUAUGUGUUCUUUGAAAACUUUGUGACUAUUGAAGUAGGUCUUAAACAAAAAGGUCACAAAUCUCAGAGAGAAGAAUUAGAUUCUAUUCUUUUCAUUUUUGAGAAAAUUUUGCAGCUCCUUCCAGAAAGGAUUCAUCAGAGAUGGCAAUUUCAUAGCAUCGGGUUGAUUUUAAAGAAGCUUCUUCACACUGGAAAUUCAUUAAAGAUACGGCGAGAGGGUGUGCGUCUCUUUCUUCUGUGGCUGCAAGCGCUUCAGAAUAACUGUAGUAAAGAACAAUUAUGGAUGUUCUCUUGCUUGAUUCCCGGAUUCUCAUCACCACAGUCUGAAUAUGGCCCCCGAACACUAGAUAAUCUCAUUAACCCUCCGCUCAAUGUUCAAGAAACUCAAGUGACAAUAGAGGAAAUCACUCCACUUGUUCCUCCCCAAUCAGGAGAUAAAGGGCAAGAAGAUUUAACAAGCUAUUUUUUAGAAGCACUUUUGAAAUACAUAGUAAUUCAGGUUAAGAGUUUAGAAUGGAAGAACAAAGAAAACCAGGAAAAGGGAUUUUCAUUUUUAUUCUCAAAUUUUAAGAAAUACUACUUACCUUCUAUUUUCCCAAACAUCUGUAAGGAGACCAGCUUGUAUAACCCUAUACUUGAUAUACCACAAAUGAGACCAAAGCCACACUAUGUAAUGAUUAAGAAAGAUGCUGAAACCAAUGAGGCAAUAUAUUGCACAAAGGAACCUUUUAUUAAGGCUCGUGUUAUUGUCAUUCGAUGGUUGGUGUCCUUCUGGCUUGAGCCAAAACCUCAUACAGGACCUCAUAUUCCUGGGAUGGAAGGUGAAAAUGUGCCAAAGAAUAUUCAGAGAGCAGCUGCUAGCAUGGCUUCAAAGGAGGACAGUAAAAAUGACAGUACUGAUAAGCAGGAUAGAAAUGCAGAGCCAGAGCAAUCUCAUUCUAAUACAAGUACUCUAACAGAGAGAGAACCAAGUUCUUCCAGCCUCUGCAGUAUUGAUGAAGAACAUUUAACUGAUAUUGAAAUUGUCCGUAAAGUCUUUUCUUCUAAAAGAAGCAAUGUCAAUUUUCUGACUGAGAUUUUUCGGCAGGCUUUUCUGUUGCCAGUAUGUGAAGCAGCUGCCAUGAGGAAAGUGGUAAAGGUGUAUCAGGAAUGGAUUCAGCAAGAAGACAAGCCUUUAUUUAUGAAAGAACCUGAAGAAAUCAUGCAGUGCACAACUGUAGAUUAUGGUGAAAAUAUUGUUGACCACAAUUCGUCAGAGAAAUCAAAAGAAAGAGAAGAGAAAAAAGGGAUGAACUCCAGUCACAUUAGAAGUUCAAACUGGGCAAGAAAUGGAUGUUAUGAAGAUGCUUUGCAUAAAAUGUCAGAAAUUGAUACUGAAGAGCAAAAUGUACGAGCUGGAGUUCAGUCAGUAUUACAGGUUUUUAUAAUCAAUUCUUCAAAUAUAUUCUUUCUUGAACCUGCAAAUGAAAUGAAAGCUCUACUGGAUGAACACACUGAUAUGUGUAAACGCAUCCUUAAUAUCUACCGACACAUGGUAGUCCAAGUGACUAUGGACAAGAAGACAUGGGAACAGAUGCUACUUGUGCUGCUCAGAGUUACUGAAUCUGUGCUGAAAAUACCACCCCAAACUUUCUUGCAGUAUCAAGGAAGAAAAAACUCCACUUUAGCUGGAAGACUUGCAGGACCUCUUUUCCAGACUCUUAUAGUAGCUUGGAUCAAAGCAAAUCUAAAUGUGUACAUCUCUCGAGAGCUUUGGGAUGACUUGCUGUCUGUAAUGUCAUCAUUGACAUACUGGGAAGAGCUGGCCACUGAGUGGUCACUGACAAUGGAGACACUAACUAAAGUAUUAGCUAGAAACUUGUAUAGCCUGGACCUCAGUGACCUGCCCUUGGAUAAAUUAAGUGAGCAGAAGCAAAAAAAACACAAAGGCAAAGGAGCUGGGCAUGAAUUUCCCAAAUCUUCUGUUGAUAAGUCCUUUUCUAGAGGAUGGAGCCGUGAUCAGCCUGGACAAGCACCGAUGAGACAACGCAGUGCUACAACCACUGGCUCUCCAGGAACAGAAAAGGCAAGGAGCAUAGUACGGCAGAAAACAGUUGACAUUGAUGAUGCUCAAAUUCUUCCACGUCCACCUCGAGUCAGACAUUUUUCACAGAGUGAGGAUGCUCCAAGUGAAGUUUUUGGUGCAUUAAGUGAGGAACAGCCACUGCCACGAAGCAGCAGCACCUCUGACAUCCUGGAACCAUUCGCAGUUGAACGAGCCAAAGGUGCAGUUCCUGUCAUUGACAGUUCAUCCCAUCAUGCUCCAAGCUUACAGAGUUCCACUGAGACCUCUUCAAUGCAUAGAUCCACUGAAAGCCAUAUCACUGACACAAAUAGCAGAGAGUCCUCCUUGGAAGUUGGAGAUAGUAUUUAUGACCAUCUUUGUCAUUUAAUAGAGCCUGUAGAAUUUGCAAACACAGCCUUUGAACAAAGCCAAUAUGUUGACCUUGAAGGUGAAGAUGAUCUCCUUUCCUCUCUGAGAGAAUAUCUUAAAGAAAAAGAAGAACUUUGCGGUAACUUUGAGAUAGAUAAAUGUGAGGCUUCUGCUCACGAAGUUGAUACAUCAGUAAAUAGGAACAAUAGAUUACCACUGGAUGGAUUAGAAAAUAGAGAUUACACCGAUCAAUACACGGAUAGCAUCACUGUUACAGAAAGACCCAAUAACACAGAGCUGCACCUAGAACAGACCCAAAGUGGCUCUAUAAGUAACAUUGCAUCUACUGAAGUAGACAUUGUUACAAGAAGUCAAGCCCUCGAUAAAGCCAGACAGUUAAAUAUUGAUAAAAAAUAUGAAAGCAUAUAUGAUCGUGGGGCAAGUAGUCCUAGCACCAAAGAAGGGAAGAGAUACCUGUACAGGCAAGCAGCCACUGAAGCUGAUGUAGAUUUAGUUGUGGAAGCAGCAGUAGCUGAAAAGCAUAGAAGUGCCCAGUUUAAUGAAAAAAUAACCAACUCACGUGUUAUGCAUGCAAAGAAAAUUUUUCCUAAAGCACAAGUUAACCCUCAAAUGCCUCACAUCACAGGCACAAACAAACUGUCACCAACUAAAAGGAGUAUAUCUGAAACUGUAACUCAUAGAGCUAAAAUAAUGAAAAUAACAAAUAAAAAGAGAAAUAGUGUUCAUGUUACUUUUAGGCCAUCUACAGAAUCCGUUCAAUUUUACAAUCCUCUUGAGAACAAAGAGGCUGCGUGGAAAGCAAGACUUCGUAAACUCAGUGGCUUCAGUAGUAGCGGGAGCGGUAGCAGUAGCAGCAACAGCAGUACCAGUACCAGUGCAAGCACCAGCUCCUCAGGUGCCUCAGAGCUGGUUAGACCUGGAAUAUAUAGACCUCUAGAUGCAAUCAAUGCUGCUUCAGCUGGCAGCAAGCAAGUUAAGGAAUCUACAGAGAGUCAAGCAGCCAUGUUGCAAAAAGAAGGUAUUGCAGUCAAUCAGUUCCAUAAUCGUAGUGCCUUUAGAGCACCAAGUCAGGAGUCGGCACAACAGCAGGGCUCCCUGGGUGGUGUUUAUAAAACUGUUGUACAUGCUCUUUCGAAGCCGAAGGCAAAUGUUUCCCCACAGAGGCAGAACAGAAUGCCAGCAGAGGCUCCACUGAGGGAUCUGUACAGUCAUGUUAUGGGCUAUUUUGGAAGGAAAGCUGCAGUUGUUCAUUUGUUUUUAGCUAAUAGAGAGGACUUGAGUCAAAAGCUGCACCCUAUUGAUAGUGAUAUUGGCAGCAGCAAUGCAAAUGUUCCUGACCUCAUGGAUGAAUUUAUAGCUGAGAGACUCCGCAGUGGUAGUGCACUGAAUAUGACAAGAAGAGGAAGCAGUCCGGGAAGCCUGGAGGUUCCUAAAGACCUCCCCGAUAUAUUGAACAAACAGAACCAAAUGCGUCCUGUAGAUGACCCAGGGGUGCCUUCAGAAUGGACCUCCCCUGCCAGUGCGGGCAGCAGUGACCUCAUCAGUUCCGACAGCCACUCCGACUCUUUCAGCGCCUUCCAGUAUGAUGUUCGCAAGUUUGAAAAUUUCAGCUUUGGCACUGAGGCAGGGAUGCCAGCUUCCACUGACAUUGAUGCAAUUUCAGGACAGCAACAGAGUGCUGAGGAGCAAGAAGUGGCCAGUCUAACUACACUCCACAUAGAUUCAGAAACAAGUAGUCUCAAUCAGCAGCCAUUGUCUGCUGAAGCUGCAACUAUUACUGGCUCUGAAAGUGCUUCUCCAAUCCAAUCUGCUCUUGGAUCCCGAUCACAGACACCCUCUCCUGCUACUCUUCAUGCAGAUCAUAUUGAGCAGAAGGAUCUGCAACUGGAUGAGAAGCUCCACCACUCUGUUUUACAGACGCCAGAUGACCUAGAAACUAGUGAUUUCCCCUCAGAAUGUUGCAGUGUAAUGGCUGGGGGAACACUUACAGGAUGGCAUGCAGAUGUUGCUACUGUGAUGUGGAGGCGAAUGCUAGGAAUUUUGGGAGACGUCAACAGCAUCAUGGACCCAGAGAUUCAUGCCCAGGUUUUUGAUUACCUCUGUGAACUGUGGCAGAAUCUGGCCAAGAUAAGAGACAAUCUCGGUAUUUCAACAGAUAACCUAACUUCACCAUCUCCACCAGUUUUAAUUCCACCACUGAGAAUUCUAACACCAUGGCUAUUCAAGGCAACAAUGCUGACUGAUAAGUACAAACAAGGAAAGCUACAUGCUUAUAAACUCAUUUGCAAGACAAUGAAGCGAAGACAAGAUGUUUCUCCAAACAGAGAUUUUCUAACUCAUUUCUACAAUAUAAUGCACUGUGGACUUCUUCAUGUUGAUCAAGAUAUUGUCAAUACAAUCAUCAAGCACUGCUCUCCUCAGUUCUUUUCACUUGGUCUGCCGGGUGCCACCAUGCUUAUUAUGGAUUUCAUUGUAGCAGCAGGAAGAGUGGCUGCGUCUUCUUUCCUCAAUGCACCAAGAGUUGAAGCACAAGUUCUUUUAGGAUCUCUAGUCUGUUUUCCCAAUUUAUACCAUGAACUACCAGCUCUUCACCCAAACAUCCCUGACAUCGCUGUGUCUCAGUUUUCAGAUGUUAAGGAAGUCAUAAUAAAAACUGUCUUAAGUUCAGCAAGAGAGGAGCCUUCUGGUCCAGCACGAUGUGUUGCCCUUUGCAGCCUUGGUAUUUGGAUCUGUGAGGAGCUAGUUCAUGAAUCACAUCAUCCUCAGAUCAAGGAAGCAUUAAACGUGAUUUGUGUUUCUUUAAAGUUUCCAAAUAAAAUGGUAGCCCAAGUUGCCUGCAGCAUGCUGAACAUGCUGAUACAUUAUGUACAUAGACUUCAAGCAUAUCAAGCUGAUUCACCUGUAAGAAUUAUUCAAAUUUUGAUAGCAACUAUCACCCAUCUGCUACCCAGUACAGAAGCUUCCUCUUAUGAACAGGACAAGAGGUUGGUGGUUUCUUUACUUCUGUGUCUGUUGGAUUGGAUAAUGGCCUUACCAUUAAAGACCUUGCUGCAGCCUCUUCACACCACAGGAGCAGAAAACGAUAAGACUGAAAGAUCUGUUCUUAAUUGUAUAUAUAAGGUUCUACAUGGAUGUGUCUAUGGAUCUCAGUGUUUUAACAACCCUAAAUAUUUUCCUCUAAGCCUUUCUGAUUUGGCAUGUGUGGAUUACAAUCCUUUUAUGCAUUUAGAAAGCUUGAAGGAACCAGAACCCCUGCAUUCUCCAGACUCAGAGAGGUCUUCUAAACUUCAGCCAGUCACUGAAGUGAAAACUCAUAUGCAACAAGGAUUAAUUUCUGUUGCUGCUCGUACUGUGAUAACGCAUCUAGUCAACCACUUAGGCCACUAUCCUAUGAGUGGAGGCCCUGCUAUGUUAACCAGCCAAGUGUGUGAAAAUAACGACAAUCCAUACAGUGAAAGUCUUGAACUUUCUCCUGAACUUUUUGAGAACCCAAACCUUCAGUUCUUUGUGCUAAACAAUACUUCCCUGGUGUCUUGCAUACAAAUCCAAGCAGAAGAUGACAUGCCUGGGGGAGGACUGUCUGCUGGGCUUGCAUCUGCUAACUCAAAUGUUAGAAUUAUAGUGCGUGAUCUGUCUGGCAAAUACUCUUGGGACUCAGCCAUUUUGUAUGGACCAUCAUCUUUAUGUGGAUCUUCACAGCAAACGUCUUUUGCACUUUCAUUAUCUCAACAAGAUAAACCAGAAGAUACUCUUUCAUCUUUUGAGCAUGUGGAGGAUGUAUCUGCAAGGGAUGGGAUUACACUCCAAGUAAACAGGAAGUUUAGAGACACUGUACCAACAUGGGAUACAAUUAGGGAUGAAGAAGAUGCCCUUGAUGAGCUCCUGCAGUAUUUAGGUGUUACAAGCCCUGAAUGCUUACAGAGAACUGGUGUCUCACUCAACAUUCCUGCUCCUCAACCAGUCUGCAUCUCAGAGAAGCAGGAGAAUGAUGUCAUCAAUGCAAUUCUGAAACAGCACACAGAAGAGAGGGAGUUUGUUGAAAAGCAUUUCAAUGAUUUAAAUAUGAGGGCUAUGGAGCAGGAUGAGCCAACCUCGCAAAAGCCCCAGUCAGCAUUUUACUACUGCAGAUUACUUCUCAGUAUACUAGGAAUGAAUUCUUGGGAUAAAAGAAGGAGCUUUCAUCUCCUGAAGAAAAAUGAGAAGUUACUUCGAGAACUCAGAAAUUUGGACUCUAGACAAUGCCGAGAGACACACAAGAUUGCAGUGUUUUAUGUUGCUGAAGGACAAGAAGAUAAACACUCCAUUCUUACGAAUACUGGGGGAAGUCAAGCCUAUGAGGAUUUUGUAGCUGGUCUUGGCUGGGAGGUAAAUCUCACAAACCAUUGUGGCUUUAUGGGAGGACUACAAAAAAACAAAAGCACUGGACUGACCACUCCAUAUUUUGCUACCUCGACAGUAGAAGUAAUGUUCCAUGUGUCAACAAGAAUGCCUUCUGAUUCAGAUGACUCUUUAACAAAAAAGCUAAGACAUCUAGGAAAUGAUGAAGUACACAUUGUCUGGUCAGAGCAUACUCGAGAUUAUAGAAGAGGAAUAAUUCCAACAGAAUUUGGUGAUGUUCUUAUCGUUAUCUAUCCCAUGAAAAACCAUAUGUUCAGUAUCCAGAUCAUGAAAAAGCCUGAGGUCCCAUUUUUUGGUCCACUCUUUGAUGGUGCUAUUGUGAAUGGAAAAAUUCUUCCUAUUAUGGUUCGUGCAACAGCUAUAAAUGCAAGCCGUGCAUUGAAAUCAUUAAUCCCAUUAUACCAAAACUUUUAUGAGGAGAGAGCACGAUACCUUCAAACAAUUGUGCAACAUCAUCUAGAGCCUACAACAUUUGAGGAUUUUGCUGCUCAGGUUUUCUGUCCAGCACCUUACCACCAUUUGCCCUCAGAGACAGGCUUCUGCCCAGAGACUCAGCCGGGAGAAACUCCAGCAGCAGCAACAGCACAGGUGGAUGGAACAGACUUAGCCUCUCCAAUGUCUCCUCGGAGUAGCAAGAGCCGCAUGUCCAUGAAACUGCGCCGCUCCUCGGGCUCAGCCAACAAGUCCUGAGGGGCGAGAUACCUGCAGUUUCCCAGCGAGGGCCUCUGGCCAUCAUUCCCAAGGCCACCCGCCGCCUCCCACCAAAGGACAAUGCCUCUAACCCCUGUGUGCCCGUCUCCUUUUCUGUAUGCUUAUUUUAAACAGUGACACUGGAAUUUUACUUUAGUAUUUUAGCUUUGGGUUUUUUAUCAAACUCCAGGCUGCCUUUUUUCUUUUUGUCUUUUUGCAGUGCAGUUUGCACCUUUUACCUUCCUGGAUGAUUACAGUAUGUUAACAGUAACCGUUUUUAACCCUGGUUGGUCUUGAGUUGUGUAUGGAAUGGGAGACUGCAGUUUGAUCACGCUGUAUUUAUUGUGCGCCACUGCAAUUUGCUCUGUAACAAAGAAAUAUGUACAAUUUGAAAAUGAAUGUACAAUUUAAAAUUGACGUUGCAUUUGUAAAGUCUUUGUCAGAUGUCACAAUGUCAAUGCACAGGAUCUGUACAGAUUAUUUAUGUUAAGAAUAAAAUAGUUCGACGGCCUUUCGAGCAUUACAGAGUCCAAAUGAAAUAACUUGAUCGUAGCACCAACUCUUUCUUCACAAAGCAACGUAUCAUUUCAUUACUCUGCAGGCAAUGCCGUAAUCUAUGCCAGAAAAAAAAAAUCACUGUGCUGAAAUUCUACUUAUGCUUGGCUUCCAAAUAUUUUUUAUAAUGUUUGCUUUCCCAAGUGGUAUCAAUAGUAAAUGCCAUCGAGUUUCAUGGGGUUUAGCCUUUGUCACUGGGCUGCUGAGUCUAAAUGUAUAUUUUCGGGUUUUCCAAUUUUAAAGACAAAAAAAAAAGAGGGGGAAAAAAAAAAGCACUUUCCUGAAAGAAAUUCAUUGCUCUGAGGAUGUGUACUAGGGAAGAAAAGGGAAAACAUGCUCUGGGAGCCUGGCCUGAAAUGCUGACAAUUCCAAACCUCUGCAUGCAGAUUAGUACAUACGUUCCACCCAUCCGGAGGUAUUUUGCUACAGAAGAUGAAAUGCUCACAUUUUGAGUCUAGCGAACGACAAGAUGCUGUUAACAAAAUGUAGCAUGACAUCGGUACUAACUGCAUGUGUAAAUACAUCAUAUGGGCAACAAUAAAAAGGUAAAUUAUGUAUUGACAUUCAUCUAGUAUCUACAAAUUUGUAAUGGUUGAAGAGAAGACAUGCUAUUUAAUAAUACAAUAAAA